AUGUUGCAGGCAGUUUCAGAGAAUUGGAUACCUGCUUGGACAGAAAGAGAUGGGAAGGGCACCAUCCUGCCUUUGCAUUCCAGUCACCCAAAUAUGGAAACUUAUCUCAAGUGUUUGAAACCCUCCUGGGGGUUCUUUAUUCAGUUUUCUAUUAGGAUGCACGUAGGACUUCACAGGAGCCUUCAGCUCGGCUGCCUGGAGUCCCUUGAACAGAGAAGCCCCGGAGCCCCUCUGACUGCAGAGGCCGGACGGGUCCGCCCUCUAGGUAACACUGGUCACUUCGUAGUUGCUGACCCUGCAUCCCCUCACCCGUGUCCCCAAUCAACUCUUGAUUUUUCAGUCUCCUUCUCUUUCUAUUUAUUUUCUUCCUUUAUCUCUCCCCUCACUGCUCCACCCGGGCUUUCUCUCCCAUUUUCCUGA
This is a messenger RNA of Rangifer tarandus platyrhynchus (Svalbard reindeer), 420 nucleotides long. NCBI's taxonomy places the organism in Eukaryota, Metazoa, Chordata, Mammalia, Artiodactyla, Cervidae. The record is from the annotation of a GenBank genome assembly.